AUGCAUAUGGUUCCAGUCGUCGCCCUCCCCUUCGUCAAGGCCACCUACGUGACCGUCCCCGCCUACGGCAUGUGCGGGGCGCCGCUGCCGCCGCCGCCGCCGCCGCCGCCGCCGCCGCCGCCGCCGCCGCCGCCGCCGCCGCUGCCGCUGCCGCCGCCCGCCGCGGGCGUCGGCGUGAGGAAGGCGGGAGCGGAUCGACUGGUGGGCAAGUCUGUCAAGGCGCCGUGGACGCGCCAGGAGGACAUUAUGAUCCGCGAUGGCGUGCUCCAGCGCGGCUACAAGUGGACCGCGAUCGCGAAGUCGCUCCCGCACAAGCGCUCGGCCGACGCGGUGCGCAACCGCUGGCAGAGGCUGCAGUCGCGCCGGCGGGGAGGGACGCCGCGAGGUUCGCCCGCGCUGAUGCGCCCCAGGUCGGACGGCGAAGCCGACUCCGAGGGCGGCGCGUCCGCCGAGGGCUCUGGCGGCGGCGCCGACGUCGGCGAGGACUUUACCCCCCCCGAGGUGGAGAAGCACGGCGACAUGUGGACCGAGGAGGAGGACUCGAUCAUCGACAACGCGGUGGCGCAGCGCGGGCCGUGCUGGGCCGCCAUCGCCCAGCUGCUGCCCGGCCGCACUUACUCCGGGUGCCGCAACCGCUGGGUGAGGCUGCAGGAGCGGCGCCUGGCCGCGGCAGGCCUGCACGUCAAGGGCGCGGCGCAGGCCACG
This is a messenger RNA of Emiliania huxleyi CCMP1516, 705 nucleotides long. RefSeq lists its product as hypothetical. Lineage: Eukaryota; Haptophyta; Isochrysidales; Noelaerhabdaceae. The transcript is spliced from 2 exons. The annotation marks the transcript as partial. Gene Ontology annotation, cellular component: nucleus. The record is from RefSeq and is a predicted model, not a curated record. Gene Ontology annotation, biological process: regulation of DNA-templated transcription. Gene Ontology annotation, molecular function: DNA-binding transcription factor activity, RNA polymerase II-specific; RNA polymerase II cis-regulatory region sequence-specific DNA binding.